CCCUCUUCAUACGGUAUCGGGUUUUGCUUCAAAGUCUCCCCUUUCUUGAUAUUCUGUUGAGGAUGUUAAGUAGAUGUGUUUCUCGCUUAUAUGGUCGUUCGAUCAACCCCUCUAUUCGCCUCGCAACCCGAGGGUUGUCGUCGAGCAGCAUGGUGCGAGGUGCACCUCAAGCUUCGGCACGCAAAACAGAUACUCCCAACAACACGCCCUUAUUCUCCUACACCUCAGGACGAUUCCUUUUCAACGAGGCGCAGCGAUUAAAAGAACGACAUGUCAAAUUCGACCUAGAAGCCCUACACCAUGCAGCAGAAGUCUCCCUCUGCAACAAACACGGCAAGAUCAUCAGCACGGAAAAACUAACAGAAGGAGGGUUUAAUCGUGUGUUCGUCCUCACGUGCGAGGAUGGCUUUGAACUCAUCGCUAAGAUUCCAUACCACAUCGCCUGUCCUGAGUAUUAUGCCACCGCUAGUGAAGUUGCUACGCUCGCGUUUCUCAGAGCGAAAGGUAUACCGGUCCCGGAAGUAUAUGGGUACGCUGCGACGAAGGAGAAUCCUGUUGGUGCGGAAUAUAUCCUCAUGGAGAAGGCUUCUGGGGUUUGCCUCGCGUCGAGAUGGGCGGAGCUUCAAGACGUAGAGAUACGGAGAUUGGCGCAUAGUUUCGUUGAGCUUGAGGUUGUGUUUUCCGGGAUUCCGUUCGGCGCGACAGGGAGCUUGUACUUCAAGAAAGACAUUCCGUCCCAUCUACAAGCUCCCCUGUACGUCGAAGGACAUGUUGUGCAAGAAGCAGACGAGCAGUUCUGCAUCGGACCAAUCGCCGACUACAUGUUCUGGUUCGGCAGCAGAGCAGGGCUAGACAUAAACCGCGGACCAUGGACAACCCCCGUCGAAUACCUGCACUCGAUCGCCGAGAAGGAGAGGGCCUGGACGCAGCGUUACGGCAUUGCAAUGGAGCCUGACUUCCCCCACAACGCUAUCGGGCUGGGCGUUCAACGACCAGAGGAGUAUAUAAAGCUUUUGAACGACUACCAGCUGCUGGCACCGCAUCUACUCCCCAAAAACCCCGCACAUCCGUUCAAUCGACCGACACUCCGCCACCCCGACCUCACACCGGGCAACAUCUUCAUAACCCCCGAAACAGGCAGAAUAUCCUGUCUAAUCGACUGGCAACACGCAAUCAUCCACCCGCAUCUCCUCGCCGCCGGCCUCCCCCGCGCGUUCGAAAAUCCAGACCCCGACCUCCCCACGCAUCUAGACGACCCCACGCUCCCAGAAAACUUGGCGUCCCUGCCAGACGCGGAGAAAAUAGCGAUACACGCCCUCCACCGCCAACGCAUCCUCUUCUUCACGUACUACAUCCUCACCGGCGCACUCAACAAGCCGCACCUCGCAGCUCUACACGACCCGCUGCUUCUCGGCCGCCAGAUGCUGGUCGAUAGCGCGGGUAGACAGUGGGCGGGGAAUCUCAUCACCUUGAAGGGAGCAGUGCUCCGCGCGGUAAGGUUCUGGGGGCAUUUCCCUGAUGUGGAAGGUAUGGACUGUCCCGUACGCUUUGAGCAAGGGGAAAUAGAUGGCUUUGCGGAUGUGGAGGAUAGCUGGGCGAGGAUGAGUGGCUUGGUGGAGGGGUGGAGGGAGCGGGUUUGCGGGAUGACGGAGGAGGGGUGGGUGCGGAAUGAGGAUUUUGAGGACGCGAGGGAUGAGAUGGCAGAGCUGAAGGAGGAGAUUCGAUUGCAAUGUGAAGGGGACGAGGAAGACAGCCAAGCGUUCCGGAGUGGCUGGCUGUUUCGGGAGCGCGAGGAAUUCUAUUGAUUUGGGUGGUUGUGGGGCGGGAGAGAGGGUUCUAUCCUAAUGGGAAACUCAAAUUUUACUCCCAUCGUCACCGUGGUACAUUGGCUACAAGACUCUUAUACUCACGCAUAGAUAUUUAUGGGGUGUAGAAGGACUAGAAUUUAGGCGAGAGGGAAUCGUAGCUGCUAGCUGCGUUUGGGUUGGAAGGUUCUUUGAUGCCCUUGGGAAGUCUUGACAGUUGCGCAAAAUAAAGUUUCUUGAUAUUUUUGGCGUCUACAUGUAAUGUUGCUGGGCUUAACUUCUCUUUUCUAUGUUCUCUUUAUAGUUUUCGUUGGUUACGUAGCACAAAACUUGCU
Dothidotthia symphoricarpi CBS 119687 is the source of this 2140-nucleotide messenger RNA. RefSeq names its product kinase-like protein. The coding region runs from base 63 to 1805 and encodes 580 amino acids. The record is from RefSeq and is a predicted model, not a curated record. NCBI's taxonomy places the organism in Eukaryota, Fungi, Ascomycota, Dothideomycetes, Pleosporales, Dothidotthiaceae. The transcript has a single exon. Gene Ontology annotation, cellular component: mitochondrion.